AUGGUGAUCGUCAAUGGACAACGAAGCCCUAUCAGCUUCACUACAACCAUGUUAUCACUAUCAAUGAUGAUGAUGAUGAUGAUGACGACUAUGGUGAAAGAGUGUGAUGGGUGGAUGACGCCAUGCAACGGCAGCACCACGGUGGAGUGCAUCCAUGUUGUUGAGUUCGACGAAGAGGUAGAAUUUCAGAUGGAUACAGAAGUACAUAGGUGGAUUCUGGGGCAGACAAACUCAGGAGAGCCGCAUAUCAGUGGUGGAAGUAUGAAGCCAGAUAAAGCGGUUGGCGGCACCGGAUCAACGAGUAACGAUGUCGGUCAUCGAUGCAAAAAAAACACCAAGGCUUACUGUGUUGAGUAG
Molecule: messenger RNA, 357 nt
Organism: Lactuca virosa
Lineage: Eukaryota; Viridiplantae; Streptophyta; Magnoliopsida; Asterales; Asteraceae
Source: the annotation of a GenBank genome assembly